AAUCGCAAAUUCUGAUUCGUCAUAAUCGUAAUUUCGGCAAACAAAGCCCUAAAUCUGCAACUGAGAGGUACCACAGACUACAGAGCAUAGCCUAGCCAUCGAAGCGAAAUUCUCUCAGGGUUUUGGGGAGGAAUAUAAAUUAAAAGUCAGGUUAGAGGAGUUUUGCGUUUACCAGAAUCUUUCUUACAAAAUGACGUCUGAAGAAGGAAGAGUACACCCAGAUUGCAGAAAUGCAUCGAACCCUUACCAUGAGUGCAGCGAUUACUGCUUCAAAGUUAUUGCUGAAGCCAAGGCUCGGAUGCCUCAGAAUCAAUCAGAAGGGGUAAAAGCAAGUGGUGACUCCAACUCAGGGGCUCUGCAUCAGGAGGAAGAUGUUUCCGAAGAAAGACCAGAUUUUGGAGAACAAUCUGAUGAUAAUGAUGACCAUCCUGCUGAAGACUUCCAGAUGUUUACUGGGAGGAAAAAGAAGUUGUGGGAAUUGAGGCAGAAGAUGAAUAAAGCGAGAAAAGACAAUCAAAAUGACAUUGCGGCUGAAAGGAAACGAAUGGAAGCUCCAGCAGAGUCAAGAGGCAUUUCUAAACAAAAAUGGCUCGAGGAGAGGAAGAAAAGAAUUGGAAAGCUAUUAGAUGCAAAUGGUUUGGAUAUGAAAAAGGCAUACAUGCUAGAUACGGAAGAGAUGGCAGAGACAAAAUAUAAGAAAUGGGAAAAAGAUCCUGCCCCAUUUGGUUGGGAUGUUUUUAAUCAGAAAACCCUUUACAAUGCAUAUAAAAAGCGGACAAAGAAUGUUGAGGUUGAUUUGGAAGAGUAUAACAGGAUGAAAGAAGCCGAUCCAGAGUUCUACCGUGAAGCUUCAAGUCUCCAAUAUGGAAAGGCUCCCAAGAUCUCAGAGGAGAAGAUAGAUAAGAUGGUGAAGGAACUCAAAGACCGAGACGCGAAGCGCAAUUCAUUUAGCAGGAGGAGGAGGUUUCACGAAGAGAAGGAUAUCGACUCAAUCAAUGACCGAAACGAACACUUCAACAAAAAGAUUGAGCGAGCCUUUGGUAAAUACACGCUGGAGAUCAAGAACAACCUUGAGCGUGGCACUGCUUUGCCUGACUAGGGGGAUAAUCCGUAAGAUGUUCCAGUGUUCUUAUUCCCAUCUAGGCUUUAAGAGUACUCAUCUGCCAGACAUGGGAUGGUCCGAGUGGGAUUCUGGUGGUUUUCAAUACUGGUAAAUGUAAUGAUAAAUAUUUGCCUUAAUAGAAGAAUGAGAAUCUGUAGUAUUAGCUUACAGUUCACAUGUCGCUAGUACAUGUUGAUUGGUGAUAAUAUGAUGAUUUUGUUUAAAUCUAAUGUUGCAAUCUAUUAUAGAUUACUGAUA
This is a messenger RNA of Morus notabilis, 1360 nucleotides long. Its product is annotated as pre-mRNA-splicing factor syf2. Gene Ontology annotation, cellular component: Prp19 complex; catalytic step 2 spliceosome; post-mRNA release spliceosomal complex. NCBI's taxonomy places the organism in Eukaryota, Viridiplantae, Streptophyta, Magnoliopsida, Rosales, Moraceae. The record is from RefSeq and is a predicted model, not a curated record.